This is a messenger RNA of Bombus terrestris (buff-tailed bumblebee), 1224 nucleotides long. RefSeq names its product 2-aminoethanethiol dioxygenase. Lineage: Eukaryota; Metazoa; Arthropoda; Insecta; Hymenoptera; Apidae. Gene Ontology annotation, cellular component: mitochondrion. The record is from RefSeq and is a predicted model, not a curated record. Gene Ontology annotation, molecular function: oxidoreductase activity, acting on single donors with incorporation of molecular oxygen, incorporation of two atoms of oxygen. The transcript is spliced from 3 exons. Bases 339 to 1031 code for a protein of 230 amino acids.
GUCAUCUAUAUUGGUAUUAAGUCACAUAGCCAUGUUUAGCAAAGUUUUGUAUCGAACGUAAAGUAUUUGUAGGGACCAGAUUAAUUAAAGAAUAAUCAGUUAAUAACGUGUAUUAUUCUUUAAAAAGUGGUAGAGACGUAUUAAUUGAAAAACUAUAAAACAUAUGAUAAAACAUAAAAAUACACAAUUUAUUUAACUUGUAAAUAUGAAACAACUUUCAACAACAUCGAUCAACCUAAUUUAACGAAGUUUUAAAAGAAAAGAUUGAACGUAAAUAAUAUUUGUGUGCAAGAAUUGAAUGGUGAAUUCAUAGAAAUUGUGUUAUAAGGUAAAUAAAUAUGACGGCGGCAAUUAAAACGUUAUGGAAGCAAGCAUUAAAUACGUUUGAAGAACGGAGUAAUGUCGGAUUUAAGCUUUGUCAAAAGAACUUUGACAAAUUGCGGUACUUGAUGAACAAGAUUACAGCCGAAGACGUAAAUUUAAAUAAACAGAUCCUUGAUUUUAUUCAAGUACAGCAUGCUCCGAUGUGGGUAAUUGAUAUAUUUGAAAAUAAAGACUUUGCUAUUUCAAUUUUUAUAUUGAAACAUGGAUUUACAAUGCCAAUACAUGAUCAUCCUGGAAUGUAUGGAUUUUUAAAGGUAAUCAGUGGUGUAGUCCAAGUAAACAAUUAUACUCUGAAGCCAAAUGAGGAUCAUACAAUCAGAUUAAACAAAGAAGUAAUGGCAUAUAGACAUAAACAAAUAUCAUUACAUAGCAAUUCACCUGCUUGUACUCUUACACCAAGAGACAAAAAUUUACAUGAAAUUACAUGUAUUGAAGGACCCGCUGCAUUUUUGGAUAUACUUAGUCCUCCAUAUGAUGUAGAUGAUUCUGGAAAAGGUCCAAGACCAUGUACAUUUUUCAGAACUGUUAGUAGUUCCAAGCUAUGUACAGAUUCAGAUAUAGUGGAAGAAGUUAAAUUGGUGGUUAUUGAAGGUCCACCAGAUUUCUAUUCUGGAAGCCUUAAAUACACAGGACCACCUUUAAUGUGACCUGAAGUGUCAAAAAAUAUUUCUUGUUCUGUUUGUUAAAAAGUUUUGCAUUUUGUUGAAUUAAUUUACGUUUAUAAUUAUAAACUUUUAAGAAUAUUUAAAUUCUAAUUGAAUGUAUAAUAUUGGUGUUUAUUUCUUGUACCUUUUUGCAGAUAUGUAAGUUUAUGAAUACAUAUACAUUGUUUAGAUAAGC